AUGGAGCCUGAAAUAAACUGUUCUGAAUUGUGUGACAGUAUUCCUGGCGAGGAGCUGAGUUGGAGUCCUCUUCAUGAUCUCUGCAGGACAAUUACCUCUUCCCACUAUAGCAGUAAGACCAUUUCUUCAUUAUCUCCUGUCCUCUUGGGUAUUGUUUGGACCUUUCUCAGCUGUGGACUUCUUCUGAUAGUCUUCUUUCUUGGCUUCACAAUUCGCUGCAGGAAUAACAGGAUUGUGAAGAUGUCCAGUCCCAAUCUGAAUAUUGUGACCUUACUUGGCAGUUGUCUGACUUACAGUAGUGUUUACCUCUUUGGGAUUCAAGAUCGAGAUGCUUUAGUGGGAGGCUCAAUGGAAACUCUCAUUCAGAUAAGACUAUCCAUGCUGUGCAUUGGGACCUCCCUUGUAUUUGGCCCUAUUCUGGGGAAGAGCUGGCGACUCUACAAGGUGUUUACCCAGAGGGUCCCGGACAAGAGAGUGAUAAUCAAAGACCUGCAGCUACUGGGGUUAGUAGCAGCCCUGGUGAUAGCUGAUGUGAUCCUGCUUGUGACGUGGGUGCUGACUGAUCCCAUCCAGUGCCUCCAGAUUCUCGGUGUCAGUAUGACGGUGACAGGGAGAGACGUGUCCUGCUCUCUGACCAGCUCACACUUCUGUGCUUCCCGGUACUCUGAUGUCUGGAUUGCUCUUGUUUUGGUGUGCAAGGGCCUGCUGCUGCUCUACGGUGCCUACCUGGCUGGCCUGACUGACCACGUCAGCUCUCCUCCUGUGAAUCAGUCUCUAACCAUCAUGGUUGGGGUCAACCUCGUAGUAGUGGCUGCUGGGCUUCUCUUCGUGGUCACUAGAUACUUGCACUCCUGGCCCAACCUGGUCUUUGGACUCACAUCUGGAGGUAUCUUUGUUUGCACAACCACGAUCAACUGCUUCAUCUUCAUUCCCCAGCUGAAGCAGUGGAAGGCAUUUGAAGAGGAAAACCAAACAAUCAGACGCAUGGCCAAAUAUUUCAGCACUCCCAGCAAAGGCUUCCAUACCCAGUAUGGUGAGGAGCAGAACUGCCAUGCCGAAGGAGAGAGAAACUCCAUGGACAGACUCCUCACAGAAAAAAAUGCUAUGAUUGAAAGCCUGCAGGAACAAGUAAACAACGCCAAAGAGAAGCUAGUGAGGCUGAUGUCAGCUGAGUGCACCCUCGACCCCGCAGAGUGGGCUGUCCCUCCUGCCUCCUCCCACAGCAAGAACAUCCUGGUUGCAACCUCUGCCCAUAGCCUGGUAGGUCAGGGGCCUUCAGAAUGCCUCUCUGACUCUCAGAAUGAUACCAAUGUGGUUGCCCAGGAAUUCCAGUGCACAAGUGUACAAAGCCUGGAGUGGACUGUGAAGGACCCCAGCUCCUCCCCAGGGCAGAAGGAGAAAACGUCUAACUUGAAAGAUGUUUCUGAUCAUUUAAAUUUGGGCUGCAGCCAGAAGCCACGGCCUGAGCAAAGCCAAGGAGCAGAAAGACAAGACCAAGUACUCAUGAACGCCCCCCAGAAUCUCAUACCAGGGGGAGAAGGCCCCGUUCCCCAGAGACAGGGGCAGCUGGAGAACUCAGAGGAACCCCGAAAGCGGCUAUCAAGGGUCAAUUCAGUGAUCAGGGAGAAGCUUCAGGAAAUCUUACAAGAUCUGGGCCUGGGCCCUGAACCUCCCCUCCCCUCUUCCCUGUCCUAUCCACAGCAGCCCUGGAAGAGCAGUGCUGCCCACAGCUUCCAGAAGAUUCCCCUCACCAAGGAGCUUGGCUUUAGCCCAUACAUGGUGAGGAGAAGGCGGGCCGCGCUGCAGGCUCGCUCACAUUUUCCAGGCUCUAUACCUUCAUAUGUGGGGCAUCGUGCAAAUAGGACUGUUUCUGGGGCAUACAGUGGGCGGCUAAAUGUGCGCAGUAGGGACAGUGUCUGCCUGGAUCUCCAAACGGCUGAUUCCAGAGUCCCAAAUUCCUCUUCCAGGAAGACUUCACUACUCCCAGAUCCUCAAGGCAAGCCGGACACCCUGGAGGGCAGCAAACAAAGCCACACAGAGCCCCAGGGUGCCGGAGGGAGCCAUGCAGCCUUUCCCCACCAGCCUUCUGGCUCUGACCGGGCACCGUGUCCUGCUGCCCCACACCUAUCCAGAGCCUCACCAGACAUUCUGGAGCAGCGGCAGCUGCUGCCCCUGGGAUUCCCACGCUGUCCCUCCAUGUCCCCUCCAUGCAGCUACCUUGACACUGAGUCCAGCAGCUCAGACGAGCUCUUCUGCCGCUGCCACCGGCCCUACUGUGAAAUCUGCUUCCAGAGCUCCUCUGAUUCCAGUGACAGUGGCUCAUCAGACACCGACCCUGACCCUGCUGGGGGGCUGGCUUCCUGGGAGAAGCUGUGGGCCCGCUCAAAGCCUAUUGUGAACUUCAAAGACGACUUGAAACCCACACUGGUGUGA
Messenger RNA from Enhydra lutris kenyoni (northern sea otter), 2433 nucleotides. RefSeq names its product G protein-coupled receptor 156 (gene GPR156). The transcript is spliced from 9 exons. Bases 1 to 2433 code for a protein of 810 amino acids. The record is from RefSeq and is a predicted model, not a curated record. Gene Ontology annotation, biological process: G protein-coupled receptor signaling pathway; gamma-aminobutyric acid signaling pathway. Lineage: Eukaryota; Metazoa; Chordata; Mammalia; Carnivora; Mustelidae. Gene Ontology annotation, molecular function: G protein-coupled GABA receptor activity. Gene Ontology annotation, cellular component: G protein-coupled receptor heterodimeric complex; membrane.